GCCCGGACGCUGCUUGAUGGAUUCUUAAAGGACCUCAAGGCCCCAAGUUUCACUUGAAAUCCCUCUCCCACCUUUCUUGAUGGCUCGAAUGUCUUAUGUGUGUUUUGAAAGUUGCGUCAUCGAUUUUCGUUGAUGCCUGCCUGGGCCUUUUGACUAGGUCGCAUCCAACAACCUCCACCACCGAUCUAGUGUACCGGUUCUUCCUUUAUCUUUGUCACAACUCUCACCUCCUGGGUGUAAUAGAAGAGUUUAUAGGCCUUCCUCGCUCUUACGAGUACCCUUGCGUCGUAGGCCGCAUUUAUACUAGCUCCAACGCCCCUUCACCAUGACGAAAGACUGGGAUUCCGUACGAACGGACAUUGCAGAGCUCUCAGUCCACCAGAAAAAGUGUCUCCAAGAAGUAAAGGCGAUCAUGGAGAGCAAGCAUAAGUUUCGAGCUUCAACUAGAGCAUAUCGAAUGAAGUUAAAGGAGUGGGGAUAUACAAGGCACCGACCGAGGAAGGCAACCGAAGACCGGACUGAUGGAAGAGAAGAAGAUGAAGAGGACGUCAUGGAAAUCGAGAGGGUGGAGGAAAGUGACGUGAGUGCAACCGUUGGUUUGAGUACGCCGAUAGUAGAAGAAUCCACAGACAUUCUUCGAGCAAUUGAUCCUUGGAGCCAAGCCAGGACCGUAACCACAGAUAUUGUUAUGGAUAUGCUUGCAGCCGUUUUAGAGGGUGAUUCGCAGAAGCUAGAGCACCUCAUCCUUACACACCCAAACCACGUCAAUUACCCAAUCGGCCUUCCAUUUGAUGUUCACGGCGGUCGAUUCUUCAACCACCCCGCAAUACAGUCUUGUGUCAUCCUUCAACAUUCGGAUCAAACUCUGCUUGACAUUGCCAGUGCCUUGCCAACCGGUCCAAUCAUAUGGGUUCUCAUUUCCAAUAGCGCUAAAGGUUCCCGUCAUCCUCUUGGAACAGACCUUGCAUUUCAUAACGCUAUUAAAAACGGACGCACAUAUACAGUGCAGUCUCUUCUCCACUCAGGCGGAUCUCAAGUAAAUGGAAUUCCUGGAACUUCGUGGAGGCCCUUGCUUCAAGCCGCCUUCUGGAAUGUCCCCGAUAUCGUUCGCUUGCUUCUUGAUCAAGGUGCAAGUGUCAAUGACCAAGCUGCCCCUUUGGAUGGUAUGCCUUUUAAAACUGCUCUCCAACUGGUCCUAGAUCGCCGCGUCACCGAGUACCUUAAUCCACUAGCGAGGGAACGCUGUGAGAGGAUUAUGAAGAUGCUUCUAAAUGCAGGAGCGAAUAUACAUGUGCCCCCUGCUGAAGAUCUAAACGGCCUCACACCGUUUGAAACGUUCAUCAAGCCUUGGCAGGGGAACCCAUCGUGGGCAACGGGUCUAACCCCGACUGACAUCGAAUGUCUCGAAGCGUUCAUAAGAAAAGGCGCAGAUCUGCAAACAUCAUUCCACGGAUUUCCGUGCUCGGCUCGUUCUGGGGACACAUUCGAACACCAGGUUCUGUGGCACUCUACACCCAGGACAGCGCGUCUUCUUGUCGACCAUGCUGCCCCGAGCCCGAAAGCCAAUGGAGCUAAUUUACUCCACGAGGUUCUUGGCUGCUGCCCCGACGCAAAAAGACACCCCGCCGACACCUUACGCGACAUUGACGUGUUGCUCAAAGGAGGAGCAGACCCUAAUUUUGCUAGUUCUGAUGGCUGGACUCCUCUACGGCAAUGCAUCGCGCGGUGCCCUGCUGUUGAUAUCAUCCCUCGCAUGCAGUGUCUCCUCGACGGUGGCGCAAACCCGGAGUUAGCUGAUGGAAGUGGUAUACAGCCGAUCACUCUUGCAUCGCGUUCCUUCGAAGAGCCACUAAAGCUGCAAGUACUGGAGGCGCUCAUAGCAAAAUACCAGGGUAGGUACCCCCAGCAUAAGGCCGCAUGCGAAAUCUCUCGAUGGACUGAAGGUUAUUUUCCCAUCCCUAAAGAUCCAACUUUGGUGCAGGUAUCCGGGUAUGGGGAACAGUAUGGAGAUUUUGCAACGAAUUGCGAACGCCUGCUUCCCAAAGAUGUUUGCCCUGCGUUUCAGAGAGCUGCCUUCAGUGUCGCCAGCAGAUACUUUCUAAAUUCUGCAACUGAGCGGGCAAAAAUGACGAAGGAACUCCGACUGACAACAAGUGAGAAAGACGAAAUACACCAUGUCAUUACGAUGCGCCAGGCAGCAGGUCUGCCUGAGUACAGAUUCGAUCAGGGGUUUGUCAUGAGCUUGCUCAUGCCUUCUUCAAACCCGACCCGAACGUCGACCGUCGACUUUUCUGACAUGGCGAGCCCGUCUAACUCAAUAUAUGAUCCACUAAACCUUCUGCCAAGCCGUCUCCCUAUCCUAUCUCUCCUCAGUACAACGUUGCCAAAUCCUCCAACCCCACUAAUAGUCACAUCGCCGGCUGCGACGGUCACGGUACGCCGCGCAUCAGUAUCCAGCACAUCGUCGAGCGAAUCUGCCCAUUCCUUCUUCGUCCCCAAUACAACACAGAUUCGAUUUCCAGUAGGCAGAAAGACGAAGCCGAAAGAUCCGAAAGUCCCAGUGACUGACCAAGUUGUCAAGUAUAGGUGUAAGAGCUGCCAACAUGGACCGCUAUUGACACGUCCAGAGUACCAGAAACAUGAAGAGGAGCACUUGCACACUAUUACGUGCCUGGAACAGAAUUGCACGCGGCGGUUUUGUGUCGCUGAAAGGAGUCGCUGAAAGGAGUCGCUGAAGAAGAUCGGUGAACGUGCGCUCCCUGGGGGAGUUCUUAUCAGCCUGGAGCGUCAAUGCGAAGAGGAUGUAUCGCGUGCCAUUCAAUCGGGAGUCUCGAGCUAGGUGAUAUGGGUAACGUUCUUGGCUGGCACUUUCCUUUCUCCCUA
Molecule: messenger RNA, 2883 nt
Organism: Lindgomyces ingoldianus
Lineage: Eukaryota; Fungi; Ascomycota; Dothideomycetes; Pleosporales; Lindgomycetaceae
Product: ankyrin
Exons: 4
Coding region: 326-2722 (798 amino acids)
Molecular function (GO): protein binding
Source: RefSeq, a predicted model, not a curated record